AUGGCACCGUACGCGGCUUUGUAUGGUCGCAAGUGUCAAACUCCCUUGUGUUGGUAUCAAAAUGGUGAAAACUUGAUCGUAGGGCCAGAAUUGGUGCAACAGACUACAAAGAAGGAUGAACAUGUAUUCUUGAGAGUGACGCCUACUACUGGAGUUGGUAGGGCAUUGAAGUCUAAUAAGCUUACUCCGAAGUUUAUUGGACCACACCAAAUUUUUCGACGUGUGGGUCCAAUGGCUUAUCAAAUUGCUUUACCAACGAAUUUGGCCAAUUUACAUGAUGUGUUCCAUGUAUCACAAUUGAUGAAUUACAUGGCAUAUCCAUCCCAUAUUAUUGUGCCAGAUGAUAUUCAAUUGAAGGAGAAUCUUACAUUCGAGGUACCACCGAUAAGCAUCGCACACAGAACUACCAAACAUUUGAGGGGAAAUGAAAUUCCCUUGGUUAAGGUGAUUUGGAACCAGACGAUUGGGGGUGCUACUUAG
Molecule: messenger RNA, 480 nt
Organism: Cicer arietinum (chickpea)
Lineage: Eukaryota; Viridiplantae; Streptophyta; Magnoliopsida; Fabales; Fabaceae
Source: RefSeq, a predicted model, not a curated record